CGGCCUGGGUUACUAGGUUUGUGGGUUUUGUUUUGUUUUGUUUUGUUUUUUAACAUUUUAAAAAAUCUUUUUUGUCAUGAGACGAGGCGGGUCCUAGUGGCCUAGCUGCAGGUAGGAGGGCUGCUGUAGGGGGUCAGGUGGGGUGCGCCCCUGUUUAAGGAGGAAUAAUGAGUUCCGUGGCUUUUUGCAGGGUUUGAUCUUUUCUAAUCUGAAGGCAAAACUCCGGGGAAGUCGACACGUGCCGGAGAAAGAUGAGUUCAAGCUUAAUCGCAAGUCAUGGCAGUGACGCUGAGCCGGGGGACUGGACGGUCAAUGCGGGGGCCAGGGGCGCCGCGCCGCCCCUUCGUGAUGGACUUUUGAUAGUAAAAGUGGAGGAAGACUCAUCCGGAGGGCAGGAGUCCGACCCGCCCGUGGUGUGUUUGGAUCCCGAAACUUGUGGACAGCAUUUUUGGCGGUUCCGUUAUCAGGAAGUGGACGGACCAGAAAAAGCUCUGAGCCGGCUUAGAGAACUUUGUCGUCGUUGGCUGAGGCCUGAGGUGCACUCCAAGGAGCAGAUCCUGGAGCUACUGGUGCUGGAGCAGUUCCUGACCAUCCUGCCCGCGGAGCUCCAGGACCGGGUGCGGAAGCACCACCCCGAGAACGGAGACGAGGCUGCGGCCCUAGUGCGGGCUCUUCAGAGAGCGCUUGGUGGGACCUCAAUCCAGGACUUGGUGAAGGCCAAGGAUGUGUGUCUCACCUGGGGGGAGUGGAAGCAACUUGACCCAAUUCAGAGGGACUUCUACAGGGAGAAUGUGCUAAAGGAUUAUGGGAACACUGUGCUACCAAGUUUGGAAACCAGAACUCAGAACAAAGAGUUGAUUCCAAAACAAGAAAUUCUAGAAGUAGAGCCACAGAUGCAGCUACAAGAAGGAUCCCCCUGGAAGGCUCCCCUGUAUUCCAGAUGUGGUGAUACCCAUGGGAACAGGGUAGAAAAGCAGUCAGGACACCUUUCACUGCUGAAACUUGAAAAUUCUGAAGAGCAAGGACUCAUGAGCAUCUCAGAGCUCGAGAAUGGUCCCACAGAAGAGGGAGACUCCAAAAAUCAUGAAUUUGGGAAUAGUGCCAGAAGGUCAAACUUGGUUCUUCAUCAGCAUGGCCUGACAUCAGAGAGGUCCAUUAAUGAUGAUGAAGGUGGCGACAGGUGCAGACAGAGUUUAGAUAUGGUGAAAAUUCAAGUGGUGAAAUCUCACAGAUCUGUUGACAGUGAGGAAAAUUUCCAUCCUUCAGGCCUUUUUAGGACCCAGAGGCAGCUCCGUGAAGAAAGACCUUAUAAAUGUGAUAACUGUGGGAAGAGUUUCAAACAGCGUUCUGACCUCUUGAAACACCAGAGAAUCCACACUGGGGAGAAACCCUACGAAUGCCAAGAAUGUGGGAAGAGCUUCAGUCAGAGUGCUGCCCUGAUAAAACACCAGAGGACACACACAGGGGAAAAGCCGUACACAUGCCCCAAAUGUGGGGACAGCUUCAGACAGAGUUCACAUCUCAAUCGGCAUCAACGAAUACACAUAGGGGAGAAACACUAUAAAUGUACUGAAUGUGGGGAAACCUGCCGUGUUUCCAACCGUUUCAGACAUCAGAGAAUCCAUAAAGGGGAGAGACCCUAUACAUGUGAGGAAUGUGAGAAGAGCUUCAAACGGUGCUCUGACCUCUCUAAACAUCAGAGAAUCCACACUGGGGAGAAGCCGUAUGGAUGUUCCGUCUGUGGGAAACGCUUCAGUCAGAGUGCAACCCUCAUCAUACACCAGAGAACUCACACCGGAGAAAAACCUUAUAAAUGUCUUGAAUGUGGUGAAAGCUUUAGACAGAGUCCACACCUUAUCCGACACCAAAGGAUACACAGAAAUAAAGUCCCAUCAUUUUGACAUCAUGCUUCUGUAUGA
Phyllostomus discolor (pale spear-nosed bat) is the source of this 1919-nucleotide messenger RNA. It is a transcript of the gene ZNF394, whose product is annotated as zinc finger protein 394. The transcript is spliced from 3 exons. Gene Ontology annotation, biological process: regulation of transcription by RNA polymerase II. Lineage: Eukaryota; Metazoa; Chordata; Mammalia; Chiroptera; Phyllostomidae. Gene Ontology annotation, molecular function: RNA polymerase II cis-regulatory region sequence-specific DNA binding; DNA-binding transcription factor activity, RNA polymerase II-specific. The coding region runs from base 252 to 1901 and encodes 549 amino acids. The record is from RefSeq and is a predicted model, not a curated record.